AUGAAUGCUAAUAGUGCACCUGGACCUGAUGGAUUUGGGGGUGGCUUUUAUCAGCUCUGUUGGGACAUUAUCAAAGAGGAUCUGCAAAAAGUGGUAAGAAGUUUCUUUGCUGGUAAGAGCCUUAUUAGGCCAAUUACCAGCACUGCAAUUGUCUUAAUUCCAAAAGUCCCAAACCCUGCCACCUUCAAUCAAUUUAGGCCAAUCAGCCUAAGCAAUUUUUGCAGUGAAAUCAUAACCAAAAUCUUGGUGCAAAGGUUGGCAGGGAUUCUAGCAAGAAUAAUAUCCCCAGUCCAGGUUGGAUUUGUGAAGGGUAGGAGUAUAAUUGACAAUGUAUUACUUGCCCAGGAAAUAUGUCAUGGCAUGAAAGCCUCAAAUGAAGAUAUGAUCUUAAAAUUGGACAUGACAAAAGCAUAUGACAGAAUGGACUGGGGAUGCAUCACCAAUGUGCUAAAGAGACUUGCUUUAUGUCAAAAAUGGAUAGAACUGGUCUCUGGCACAAUCAAUAAUAUUUGGUACUCUGUUGUUGUUAAUGGGGAAUCAAAGGGUUUCUUUCACUCAUCCAGGGGAUUGAGGCAAGGAGACCCUUUAUCCCCAAGUUUGUUCAUUUUAGCUGCAGAGCUGUUCUCUAGAUUGCUGAGCCAAAAGAGGUCCCUCUUCUCACAACCAAUGGGGAGCCCAGGAAUAAACCACUUAGCCUUUGCAGAUGAUAUGGUGAUCUUUACAUCAGGGAAGAAUGGAGGGAUUCAGGAAAUAAUGGAGGUUUUGGAGACAUAUGAGAAGCAGUCUGGGCAACUUAUAAACAAACAAAAAAGUGCUUUCUAUGUUCAUCCAAGAGCCCCAGAUGAAAACAUUGAAAGAAUAAGGGACAUUUCUGGUUGCCAGCAUAAGAACUUCCCAUUUACAUACUUGGGGUGCCCCAUUUACGAAGGCAGAAAAAGGGUAGAGAUGUUUAAUGGACUAAUGGAGAGAAUAGCAGAGAGAUGUAAGGGCUGGCAUGCAAGGGUUCUAUCACAGGGAGGGAAAGCUGUACUCAUAAAAACUAUUCUCCAGGCCAUGCCAACACAUAUAUGCUAUGCAAUAAACCCCCCUAAAGCCAUAAUAAAGCACAUAGAGAAGCUAUUCUCUGAUUUUUUCUGGGGCAAGAGGGAGGAUAAAAACAAAUACCACUGGGGAUCAUGGAAAACCUUAGCCAGGCCAACAAAAGAAGGAGGAGUGGGGUUUUUAAAAAUGCAGGAGCUGGUGGAUGCAGCUAGUGCUAAAUUAUGGUGGAACUUUAGGAGAGGGGGCACAAUUUGGUGUGAUUUCAUGAUGGCCAAGUAUUGCAGAGACUCACAUCCUGUUGUCAUAGGUUGGCAAUAUAAGGAUUCACACAUAUGGAGAAGAAUGGCCCAUGUAAGAGAUAGGGUGGAACCUCAGGUGGCUUGGCAAGUGGAAAGAGGAGAGCUGAAUGUAUGGUGGGAUGAUUGGUCAGGAAAGGGGGCCUUGGCAAGUGUUAUGAAUCUGAGAGGGAAAAGGAAGGCAAAGGAGAAGAUAAAAGAUGCUGUGGUGGAUAAUAGAGUGAAUCUGCAAAGGCUAAGUGGUCAAGCUUUGGGGCAAGUGCAGGAUUGGAAUGUAGCAAUGCAGCUGACAGAAAGGGAGGACAAGGCAAUCUGGAAACCAACUGGGAAGGAAUUUACCUUUAGAACAGCAAAAGAGUUAAUGAGAGAGUCUGGUACACAUCAUGUGGGCUUGUGGUGUAAAAAGAUAUGGGCAAAAGGAGUGCCUUGGAAAAUGUCAUUCUUGACCUGGAGAGUGUUUAUGAGAAAACUGCCAACUGAUGAUGUUUUAAGAAGGAUGGGAUACCAAUUUUCUUCCAGGUGCUCUUGCUAUUUACACCCUGGAUGUGAUGAGCUGCAACACAUAUUUGGAACUGGGGGUACUGCUAGGCAUGUCUGGGAUUACUUUGCAAAAUCCAUGGGAAUGAGAGUUAGUGUGAGAUCUGAAAGACAUAUUUGUUAUGAGUGGUGGAAAUUCAAAUGGAAGAAUAGGAUGAUGGAGUUUAUGGCACAAAGGCUACCAAUGCUAAUUUUGUGGGAGUUAUGGGUGAACUAUAACCAUUGUAAGUAUGGGGGAGGAAGGCCUUCUGUGGCCAGAAUCAUAUACAAGGUUACCAAAGAUAUGGCUGAAUGUAUACAGAGGAAAUGGCCAUACUGGGAUCCUCUCCCUCCAAACUGGAUGAUCAUAUUGAGGAAGGCUGAGUCUUUUGGUUGUGUAAGGAUAGUACAGAGGUCAUGUUGGGUGAGGCCUGGACCUGGGGCAAUCAAGAUUAAUUGGGCUGUGGAUGAUGAAGAGAGAUCAUGUUCCUUUUUUGUAAGGAAUUCCAGUGGGAGAUUCUGUCUUGCUGGGGUCUACACCUUAAGAGAAGGGCAAGAUUUGAAGAGCCUGAUUCAAGAGAUGAUGAGAUACUGCUGGAGUUGGUGUAAUCUUAAGAGAAUGGAGAAGGUGUCUUUUGAGACAAAUAAUUGGAGGGAAACUGAUCUGGAUUGUUUAAGCUUGCAAGGUCACCAAGUUAGAAUGGAGACUUGUUUAGACAAAGUUAACUGUGUGGCCAUCUGUUUAGCUAACAGAUGCUUUGGCCUGGAUAUAAUUUUUAGCAAGGUGGAAGGUCUCCCAAGGGGCUUAGAAAUGAUUCUAGCUUUGGAAGGGGUCCCCCACUUUGUGUUCUUCCCUGGUGUGGACAGGAUUAGAUGA
This is a messenger RNA of Ipomoea nil (Japanese morning glory), 2730 nucleotides long. RefSeq lists its product as uncharacterized. The transcript has a single exon. The record is from RefSeq and is a predicted model, not a curated record. Bases 1 to 2730 code for a protein of 909 amino acids. NCBI's taxonomy places the organism in Eukaryota, Viridiplantae, Streptophyta, Magnoliopsida, Solanales, Convolvulaceae.